UGGUGUUGGGGGAAGGGGCGUCACCAUCUGUUCUUAAUUCCCUGGUCAUUGGAUUAGUAGCCCUUAGUGAUGAGAUCAGCAGGAUCAGCUUUCCCGAUGGGGCACUGCACUCGCUUCAGCUGCAGGCUCUUCCCAUCUGGGCUGUCUCUCUGGAGGGGAGAGACAGAAAGAGGAAUCUGAGGCAUGAAGUAAAUUAGCCUUUGAAGGAGCAACAAAACCAGGUCUGCAGAGGGCAGGAGGACGGUGUUCAGAGGCCAGUUUUCUUUUGUGGGGAGUGACGGCACUUUUUCUGCGGGAACAGUUGUGAAGUGUUUCCUGGCUAUGCUGGGUUGCUUCGAUUUUCUAUUACAAGCUUGUAUCCUACUGAGUAAGGAAGUGUCUUUUCCCCGUCUUUCCUCUGGCUUGUAUGUUUGGAGCCCCAGCACACAUUACACAGAUGUGGCUCUCUCACACUUCGUUAAGCAGCCUUCAACUAGAUCUUUGCUUUUAAACCUGUCUCUUCGGAAGGAUUUGCUUGUGCUAAACUACAGCUGCCAGCGUUUGGAAGCUUAGAUCGGUUGCCGUUCAAGAGGAAAAUAUUGUUUAAGGAAAUACUUUUGCGAGUCACAGCUCCUUUUUCUGUUUUGUUUACUUGUGGUUCGACCUUUCCCUCUGGAUUUUUGUAUUCCCAUAACGGACCAGCCUAAGAGGUGCUUUAAUAUUUUUAUGGAGUGUUUUUUCUCUGAAACCAUUGCUGCUAAAGGGCUCCAAACGGGAGAAAUAAAUCCAGUCUGCUUGUCGAGUCCCUGGCUCAGCGUGCAAGUGCUUUCAUGAGGUAACAUUGGGCCAAAGUCAACCUUUCUUUCUCCUUUCUGAAUCUGCAGCCAAGAAAUGGGCCAGAAAAUCUCAGGGAGCAUAAAGUCUGUGGAUGUGAGGGAGCCCCCUUAUAGACCUGUUAAACGAGAGCUGAGGGGACCAGAUUUUUGCAAGCCUGCUCGACUGGACAUGCUGCUGGAUAUGCCCCCUUCCCAACUGGAGGUCCAGUAUAAACAUGCUUGGAACAAUGAAGAUCGAUCUUUAAAUAUAUUUGUAAAAGAGGAUGACAAACUAACUUUUCAUAGGCACCCAGUUGCCCAAAGCACAGAUUGCAUCCGGGGCAAAGUUGGCUACACAAGAGGCCUACAUGUCUGGCAAAUUCACUGGCCCACUAGGCAACGAGGAACACAUGCUGUGGUGGGUGUAUCAACAGCAGAAGCUCCAUUACAUUCUGUAGGAUAUACAUCAUUGGUUGGUAGCAAUAGUGAAUCAUGGGGCUGGGAUCUGGGACGUAACAAACUUUAUCACAAUUGUAAAAACCAGCCUGGGGUGACGUAUCCUGUUUUUUUGGAACCAGAUGAGUCUUUUGUACUCCCAGACUCCUUAUUGGUAGUUUUGGAUAUGGAUGAAGGAACGCUUAGCUUCAUUGUAGAUGGACAGUAUCUUGGAGUGGCCUUCCGAGGACUGAAAGGGAAAAAACUUUACCCUGUAGUCAGUGCAGUUUGGGGGCACUGUGAAAUUACAAUGAGAUACAUCAAUGGACUUGAUCCGGAACCCCUGCCUUUAAUGGACUUGUGCCGAAGAUCAAUUCGCUUUGCUCUUGGCAGAGAUCGCCUGCAUGACAUAGAAUCUCUACCUUUGCCCCAGUCUCUGAAAAAUUAUUUACAGUAUCAAUAAGAAGUCUUAGAACCCUUUUUCUGGCCUCACGUUGGACUAAAUCAAUGCAAAUAGCAGAAAUUAUUGUUUACAUCAAAAUAGAAAUCUUUGUGGUGGACACUUGAGUGUUAUUUAAGUUUUAAUAUAUGUAUUUUUUUUUCUGAAUCAACUGAAGCAGAACAAACUGGGGAAUACUAACGUACACAAAAAACAUCAAUUUGAUCUAGAUUCACAAAUUAUCUGUUGCCUAUAGGACAGUAUCCAAGAUUGAAUUCUCCCAGUCAGAUCCUUAGCUGGCACUUAUUGGCUUAGCUCCAUUGACUUCCGGUAGACACCAGCUGAAAAUCUGGCCCCUAAGAGUUAUCCUUAUGCAGAAUAGCAUCCUUUGAAUAAUGUGGUUACUAGUGAUAGAAAUAACAUUGUGUUAAGUUAACAAUAAUGUCUAAAUCUUAAAAUUUGAUGUUCAGAGGUGCUGAGUAAUCAUUUUAUCUGGAGUCUUGAAUACUUAGCCCUUAAUGUGUUAGAGGACUUAUCAUGUCUAAAAUAUAUGAAGUAAGUCAUUAUAUAGAACACCAUUGCUGGAUUUAAAGGUACAUGAGAAAAAUUGUUCCUGAAGAGUGGAAGGUCAACUAAAUUGGAUAUAGUAAUAAAGUCAUUGCAGUCCAAUGUUUUCAAGACCAAAUUUCAUUCCUCCAAAGUUUUGCAUAGUUUAUAACAACAAAGCUGUUCACUAUCUUGAGAUUUUAGGAUAUUCACAUUUUAAGAAGCCUGUCACUUUUUUAUUUGAACAAAUUUAUUUUUUUUUGCGUUAUACCAACUCUAAAUACUUCUGCUCUCUUUUUAAUGUAUGUGUGAUAUAUUGUUUAUUUAUCUGUUUAACGUCUGUGGAGUCCUCAUUUAACUGUUUCCAUCUUGGAAGGAGUGAUUUACUUCCCCCAAACCCCAGAUGUAUACAUUUUUCAGGCUCAACCUGUUUGUAAAGAUGCUGCUUUCUACUUGCAUUUCUUAUGUUUCAAGUUAUCUGCCUGAUCAGUUAUCUAGUUUUUAAACUGGAAGUUGUUGUAAUGGCAGGAUGUUGACUGUUGAGACUUAACUGCCUUCAGCAUAUUUUAAUGUGAAUUUACUGAUGAAUGAGGAGAAAAUUUCUAAUAAAGUCUACUGUCCAAAAU
Molecule: messenger RNA, 2840 nt
Organism: Trachemys scripta elegans
Lineage: Eukaryota; Metazoa; Chordata; Testudines; Emydidae
Gene: SPSB4
Product: splA/ryanodine receptor domain and SOCS box containing 4
Exons: 3
Coding region: 871-1692 (273 amino acids)
Biological process (GO): proteasome-mediated ubiquitin-dependent protein catabolic process; intracellular signal transduction
Cellular component (GO): SCF ubiquitin ligase complex
Molecular function (GO): protein binding
Source: RefSeq, a predicted model, not a curated record